This is a messenger RNA of Adineta ricciae, 2430 nucleotides long. The record is from the annotation of a GenBank genome assembly. NCBI's taxonomy places the organism in Eukaryota, Metazoa, Rotifera, Eurotatoria, Adinetida, Adinetidae.
AUGAAUCGCGAGCUUAAGUUCAAACGAAUACUUCGAAUCCUGGAAAGAUGUUCGGAAGAUCCAAUGUACCUCGAUGAGAUCAAUUUGGUUGUAAACAAAAUUCAGCAGAUUCAGUCAUUGCAAGUGCCAUUUGAAUUUCAUCCUAUUGAUGUCUUCGAUGUACGGAAACAUGUAGUGGAUGUAGUGGCUAAGCGAUAUCUUGAAAAGGCGACAGAUGAUGUGCGUCAUCUUAUUCCAGUCAAUGUCCUUGCUGAUGGAAACUGUCUAUACAAUUCUAUCGUUCUUUUAAUGAAUGAUUCAGCAGUAACGGCAGAGGAAUUGCGAGUUCGAACCAUUAUGGAGCUUACAGCAAAAGAGAAUUAUUAUGAAACUACGUAUUUACAAUUAAUGGGACCUAUCGACAUCGCUAUUAAAUCCAUUUGCAAAAACUAUACAUUUUCGGAACUGUAUGAAAUAGCCGGAUUAUGCAAUGUACUUCAAUGUAAUAUAGGCAGUGUCUAUCCACAAAUCGAUUUUCAACACUACAUGGCUUUAUGGAACAGUGUGUUUAGACCCGUUCCUCCUGUUAUCGCUAACUGUAGUAUCGCACUUCUCUGGUCACAUGCCCAAUAUGAGAACAAUGCUCGAGCGAUCAACAAUGGAACAUGGAGUCCGAAUCAUUUCGUUCCACUUGUCUCUACAAAUAUUCCAGACGAGUCUGAGCACUAUAGCAACUCAGAAUCAACCAAUGUAACUCCACAAAAGCAAACAUUGAAGAAUCGUUCUGCUGUUCAAAUAAGAAUGCCUGAAUUUCAGUCAUCACCCAGUAGGCGACUGCGAACAAAUGAUGGAAGCAUAGAGAGGGAUAAAAAUGCGCCAACUAUUUCCAACCCAAUACAAUAUCGAAACGGUGAUAACAAAGUGCAUCAACGCCAAAUGCAACUUGAAAAGAAAAGACAACGCAGUUGCUCGAGUCGUAUGAGCCAAACGACAGAACAGCAUCAGACCCGACUAGCGAAAGCAAGAGAACGCAGCCGGUCUAGUCGAAUUAGCGAGACAGAAGGACAACAGCAGAAUCGACUUGAGAAAGACAGAGAACGACAACAAUCAGUUCGUGUGAAUGAAACAGAAGAACAACGACAGAAUCGACUUGAGCAACAAAGGAAGCUCAGCAAAACCAGUAGAGUUAAUAAGAAAAUUGGAAAACAACCAUACAAAAAUGGUACUGACCAAAAUAAUGUUAGAGGACGAGUUUCAAUUGAUCAGUCUUGGCCUGAGGCGAUUUCUCGUGAGUUAAAAGAAACCCGUUUACAAGAGUUUCUAGAACAAAUGUCCAUGUCGGCACUGGCGGAGUGCACUUGUGCAGUUUGCAAUAUCGGUACUGCAGAAAAAGAUUUGAAAGCAGUACCAGUCUCACAAAUUCCAAAUAUUCAUUUACUCGAAGUUUCUGAAGAGCUUAGAGGGAUAAUCAAGCAUUUGAACGAAGCCAGUAAUGCUUCUAUCAAUAGCAACAUGGAGACAAUAGAAGACGCUGAAAGUGACAUACCCACUGAAUUACAAGGAUUGACAAUUCCAGAGCAAAAGUUAAUUUCACUUUGUCGUCAUAAUAGCUGCAUAAUAAAACUGCAAUCACCUUUUCAUUCGGCUACAACUGCCCAAACAGCCUUGAAAGGAAAUUGUAUUACUUUUCUUCAAGAUGUACCAAAUAUUGUCGACAGUUUACCUCUCACACUUGAAGAUUUAUGCGAUACGUUGAAGGUAAUAUUCAUCGGAGCUCGACCACCUGAUCGUAUUAAUCUGAAAAGAGUUCUCGCGGUACGCAAAAAAAGAAUUAUUCAAGCGCUACAAUGGUUGAAAAAAUACAAUAUACUUUAUCAAAAAAUCACUAUAAACAUUCAAAAUAUAAAUCGGUUACCAGAAGAUGAUGUGCCAGAGUGCAUAAUGUCAACAUUAGAACAAAAUAUAGGCGAUGAAGCAAUUGAAUCCGAAAGGGUUGGUUACGUGCCGGAUCCGUUGGUUGAUACGAUCGAACCUACUGCUACAGAUGCCAUUCCUAUAAGUAACAGUGGUGUUCUCGAUGUUAAUGGUACAUCAGUGUCUUCAGAAGAAAUCUCUACUUAUAUUUUGAACAAGAUUAAAAAAAACACAGAUCAGACAAAUGCCGAAAACGUUUACUUAAUACCUCAUUCCACAAAACCCGUCAAUGAAUAUUUCAAUCCAAAAUUGUUAGCAGGUUUGUAUUCAACUUUAUUUUGUUAUGGGAUUGGAGCACCCGAAGAUCAAUCGCGCCCAGUUAAAGUAAAUAUACGAGAACAUAUCCGAUAUCUAUUAUCCUACAAUGAUCGUCGUUUCGAAACAAAUCAUAGUUUUAUAUUUGUGGUUUUCAAUUUGUUGCAGCGCUGUGAUGCCUGUUUUCAUGCUCGGUGGACGGACGAUUCGUCGUGCAUAUAA